Sturnus vulgaris (Common starling) is the source of this 1517-nucleotide messenger RNA. It is a transcript of the gene CYP26A1, whose product is annotated as cytochrome P450 family 26 subfamily A member 1. Lineage: Eukaryota; Metazoa; Chordata; Aves; Passeriformes; Sturnidae. Gene Ontology annotation, biological process: sterol metabolic process. The record is from RefSeq and is a predicted model, not a curated record. Gene Ontology annotation, molecular function: iron ion binding; heme binding; oxidoreductase activity, acting on paired donors, with incorporation or reduction of molecular oxygen.
CUCCCCAGUCAUGGGCUUCUCCGCCCUAGUCGCCAGCGCCCUGUGCACUUUCCUGCUGCCCCUGCUACUCUUUCUGGCUGCUGUCAAGCUCUGGGACCUGUACUGCGUGAGCAGCCGCGACCCUAGCUGCCCGCUCCCGCUGCCCCCGGGCACCAUGGGGCUCCCCUUCUUCGGGGAGACGCUGCAGCUGGUGCUGCAGAGGCGGAAAUUCCUGCAGAUGAAACGCAGCAAAUACGGCUUCAUCUACAAGACUCACCUCUUUGGGCGGCCCACGGUACGGGUGAUGGGCGCCGAGAACGUGCGGCACAUCCUUCUGGGCGAGCACCGGCUCGUGUCCGUGCAGUGGCCCGCCUCCGUGCGGACCAUCCUGGGCUCGGGCUGCCUCUCCAACCUUCACAACGGGCAGCACAAGCACCGCAAAAAGGUGAUCAUGCGUGCCUUCUCCCGGGACGCCCUGCAGCACUACGUGCCCGUCAUCCAGGAGGAGGUGAGCGCCUGCCUGGCGCGGUGGCUGGGCGCCGCCGGGCCCUGCCUACUCGUGUAUCCCGAGGUGAAGCGCCUCAUGUUUCGCAUCGCCAUGAGAAUCCUGCUGGGCUUCCAGCCCCGCCAGGCCAGCCCUGACGGCGAGCAGCAGCUGGUCGAGGCCUUCGAGGAGAUGAUCCGCAACCUCUUCUCGCUGCCCAUCGAUGUGCCGUUCAGUGGGCUCUACCGGGGCUUGCGGGCACGCAACAUCAUCCAUGCCAAGAUCGAGGAGAACAUCCGUGCCAAGAUGGCCCGCAAGGAGCCUGAGGGUGGCUACAAGGAUGCGCUGCAGCUGCUGAUGGAACACACACAGGGUAACGGAGAGCAGCUCAACAUGCAGGAGCUGAAGGAGUCUGCCACAGAGCUGCUGUUCGGGGGCCAUGAAACCACUGCUAGUGCUGCCACAUCACUGAUCGCCUUCCUGGGGCUCCACCACGAAGUCCUGCAGAAAGUGAGGAAAGAACUGCAGGUGAAGGGGUUACUGUGCAGCUCCAACCAAGAGAAGCAGCUGGACAUGGAGGUCUUGGAGCAGCUGAAGUACACAGGCUGUGUCAUCAAAGAGACCCUCAGGCUGAGUCCUCCUGUUCCCGGAGGAUUUCGGAUUGCACUCAAGACCCUUGAGCUAAAUGGUUACCAGAUCCCUAAAGGUUGGAAUGUUAUUUACAGUAUCUGUGAUACACAUGAUGUGGCAGAUCUCUUUACCAACAAGGAAGAAUUUAACCCGGAUCGCUUCAUGUCUCCAUCUCCAGAGGAUUCCUCUAGGUUCAGUUUCAUUCCUUUUGGUGGGGGCUUGAGGAGCUGCGUGGGCAAAGAGUUUGCAAAAGUCCUUCUAAAAAUAUUUACAGUGGAGUUGGCUCGGAGCUGUGACUGGCAGCUGCUGAAUGGACCUCCUACAAUGAAAACGGGCCCCAUAGUGUACCCUGUGGACAAUCUGCCUACCAAAUUCAUAGGUUUCAGUGGCCAAAUCUGAGAGCUCAACACUCGCCUCCCACUGG